GCCGAGUUUAUUUUGCCGCCAUUUUCAAAACUGUGAUUAUCAACAAGAAAGACAUCUAAAAACGAUCAAAAACRCUGCAAUGGAACAGCUUGAAAGCCCACAUAACUUGGUUAACGAAAUAAUCACAAUCUUGGCUAAUGUAGAGGACAAGGAAAGUCUUGAAAAUAGCAAAAACAUUCUGCUAGAGAAACAAAAACUUCAACAACAGCAAGAGUUGUCGGUUAAACAUGUCAUUGAAAAGUUAACGGCAUCCAGCGAAGAAGCCAAGUCCCUUAACGCAUCUACCGAUGAUAAGAAUGGAAACGUAGAGAAAAUCAGCCAACUCCAAACAGAGCGAUCUUCUACUAACGAAAGUAUCAAGCAAAUAGAGAACGAUCUUCGCCAUUUGGAGGAAGUUUGCAAGCAGAAAGAAAUUGACGAGAAAAAUUUGAAGGAGAAAAACCAAGAAAUUACCAACAAGAAAGUUGAUGUUCUGCCCAAGACCAAGUACUAUUUCAGUCUGUUUAGUAACAUUUCUCACAUUCGCUGGGAUUACAACAGCAAGGAUGAUGAGAUCAAGGGGUUUGUAGCCAGUCUAAAUGAUGUGAAACCAUUCUGUUUGGACGUCAAGCAAAGCUCUAAGUACUUUACCGUGAAUUACUUGUGGGACCUGAUCGAUGCUUAGGUAGGAUGCAGUUGAAAGAAUAGCCUUGUAAUGAACUGAAAUGAUUGAUUAGGGUUUACUUAGACAUAGAUGGAUUCAGGGGGAGAGGGGUUAAGGGAGUAUGUUAAUAUGAUUCCAGAAUGUGAUAAUACACACAAUGCCGAGUGUUUAGUUUAAAUCCUGUAAGAAAAUAUUCAAAACGACGUAAKCUUGUACAGAUUGAUUUCAAUGAACUAAAUACAUUCAGUAACCCUGGACUUUAUACACCCUUUUAAUAAGUCCCAUGGUAUUGUUUUCUCCGCACUUGACGUAAAAUUUAUUCUUUUGAAACUU
Molecule: messenger RNA, 976 nt
Organism: Exaiptasia diaphana
Lineage: Eukaryota; Metazoa; Cnidaria; Anthozoa; Actiniaria; Aiptasiidae
Product: kinetochore protein Spc24
Exons: 1
Coding region: 80-664 (194 amino acids)
Source: RefSeq, a predicted model, not a curated record